This is a messenger RNA of Diatraea saccharalis (sugarcane borer), 1967 nucleotides long. The record is from the annotation of a GenBank genome assembly. NCBI's taxonomy places the organism in Eukaryota, Metazoa, Arthropoda, Insecta, Lepidoptera, Crambidae.
CAUUCCGUAAAUCGCUGAUUUCGAUGUGAUUCAUGGUUAUUCAGAAUAAUUUCCAACUUGUUUUCAAUAUUUCCUAUAUUGAAGGAAAAAAUGAAACACAAUUAACAGUGAUGUCCUCAAUUGACAAGCUACAAUAGUUAUAUUUGAUAAAUCGAAGAGAAAUCAGGUGAAGGUUGAUAUUUGUAAUAAAAUUUUAAUAUCCGUUAAAUUAAGUAAUGUAUUAUUAUUAUUUUACUUUAUUUUUAGGAUGGAGAAUAAUUUAAGUCGAAGUGGUAGCCGAUCGAGCUCAGUAUGUGAGCUUGAAAAAGAUUUCAGUGAUAUGGAAAUUAUGAAAAGUAGGACGAACAGACGUAACGUAAUGGUUCGGGCACAGCCAGCGCGGAAAGCGAAACGAGUUAGGUUUUUUCGAAAUGGUGAUAAAUUCUAUUCAGGAGUAACAAUUCCAGUUUUACCAGAACGUUAUAGAUCUUUUGAUAGUUUAACAUCCGAUUUGACAAGGAUAUUAGUUGACAAUGUAACUUUACCAAGUGGUGUGCGGACAAUUUAUUCACUUGAAGGUAGAAAAAUAGGUAAAUUGGAUGAUCUUGAAGAUGGACAGUCAUAUGUCUGUAGUGGUUUUGGAGAGCCAUUUAAAAAAUUGGACUAUGAAGCCAGUGCAGUGACACCCCAAUCAUUUAGACUCAGUGGACCAGAGUCACUAAGUGACAGUGCCAGCCCUUCUCCAGCACGAGCUAAUAAUAGAUUGUCCCGGUAUUUGCAGACAAAUGGUAGUAGCACUACUGGCAACGGGACAGCAAGAGUUAGCCCUGCAGGUGACAAUGUGGUCAGACCACGUAUAGUUACUAUUAUUAGGAAUGGAGUUAAACCUCGCAAGGUCUGUAGACUAUUGCUGAAUAAACGCAAUAGUCCUACAUUAGAGCAUGCUUUGGUGGCUAUCACGGAUUGUAUUAAACUGGACACAGGCUGUGUACGGAAGGUGUUCACACAAACAGGCACCGCGGUCACCUCACUACAUCAGUUCUUUGACGAUGAAGAUGUGUUUUUUGCUUAUGGAAAUGAAAGGGUCAAUCAGGAAGAUUUUGAAUUAGAAUUUGAAGAAAGCAAAGCAGUAUUACAAUGCAGGAAAACUCCAAUCACAAGAAAUUCCAGGUCUGGUCCGAAACCCCGUAUGCCAGUGAAGGCUGGCGGUGCAGCUCGGGUAGUAAAUGAAGCCGGUUCUGGUGAUGCCGGUGAAUCUACAGAUCCGAACGCUACAACGCUAUUGCCACAACCCCUUAGACUCAAGUACAGCGUCGGCAAAAUUAUUGGUGACGGCAAUUUCGCUGUCGUACGGAUAUGUAAAGACAAAUCUACAAAUAAAGAAUACGCUCUCAAGAUUAUAGAUAAAGCGAAAUGUAAAGGAAAAGAACACUACGUCGAAGCCGAGGUUCGAGUAAUGCGGAAGCUGUGCCAUCCGCGUAUUGUAUCUUUAAUCGAAGAGCAAGAUAGUCCUGAAUUGCUGUUUCUUGUCAUGGAACUUGUCAGUGGUGGCGACUUAUUCGAUAGUAUUGCGGCUGCUUGCAAAUUCUCUGAACCACAAGCGCGUUUGCUAAUCGGCCACCUAACAUCAGCUAUCGCAUACCUACAUUCGCUUUCUAUAGUGCAUCGUGACAUCAAACCCGAAAACUUAUUGGUGGAAGUGGGUCUCGAUGGCAGUAUUCGUGGCCUGAAGCUGGCUGACUUCGGGCUCGCAGUUGAAGUAUGGCGGCCGUUACACGCAGUCUGCGGCACACCUACCUACGUAGCGCCUGAGAUCCUCCUCGAAACCGGUUAUGGUCUAAAGGUAUGGCCUAUUUCUUUUUCUUUCAAGCAUUUAUUUAACUUGCAAUGUAUAUGUCGCAGCCAACUGGUUAAAACAACUGUUCGAUUUGGCGGCUAGCCAUUUAAUUGGAUGGCGUCAUGCAAUUGCACGACUAGUUUUCUAGUUG